AACCGAUCGGCAGUGGGGUCUGGAGCUGCGAUAGUCAAAAGCUCAAAUCGUAUCGACACCACAAGACAUGAUGGACUGGGUCGCCUUUCGCAGUAGCUGGGUCGCUCACUUCAACGACCACGCCAACAAGCCCCCGCUCAUCGACGCCAUCAACGACCUUGACGCCCCGUGGCUGCGCCAUACUGUCUGCAGCAAUCUGGCGCUCUUUGGCCUCUUCCUCGGUGUUUACCGGCCUCGCCACCUCGAGAAGAUCGUUGUCGCGUGGGUUGUGAGCGCGAUGGGGCUGGCGCUCGCCGAUACGCUGGGCGUCCCGGCGGACUUUCGGGUGCCACUCACUCAGUUGCUGGCCGCAACUGUCGCGCUCCACGCCCGCUUUGGCUAUUUUAUCGUCUUUUGGCUUCAGAACGCCUCGGUCAUGCUCCACUUCUUGCCAUCGUCGAUGUCGUCGCCGCACCGGGACGCUGCCGCUCUCCUCUACGGUGCUGGCUUUGUCUUCUAUGGAAGAAACAGUGUGGGUGCCGGACUAAAGGCGAUGGAACGAUACGCGCCGGCGCUGGUCGCCGUUGGUCUCAUCCUGUUGAGCGUCCUCGCGUACGUUGGACCUCUCUCGAAACCUGUGCUGUUGGCGGUUGUGUGCAGUAUCGCUGUCCCGCUGCUCGUGCGUCCGUACCAAGACGAUCGCGCCCAACGUGCGAAGAAGCACGACUAGCAAGAUGAUAAAAGUUGGGAUGACAACAACGAAUGUACUAAACGACUAGAGUUUCCACGAAAAACA
Saprolegnia diclina VS20 is the source of this 775-nucleotide messenger RNA. RefSeq lists its product as hypothetical. Lineage: Eukaryota; Oomycota; Saprolegniomycetes; Saprolegniales; Saprolegniaceae. The transcript has a single exon. The record is from RefSeq and is a predicted model, not a curated record. The coding region runs from base 68 to 709 and encodes 213 amino acids.